Drosophila busckii is the source of this 1702-nucleotide messenger RNA. RefSeq lists its product as uncharacterized. Gene Ontology annotation, biological process: regulation of transcription by RNA polymerase II. Bases 299 to 1372 code for a protein of 357 amino acids. Lineage: Eukaryota; Metazoa; Arthropoda; Insecta; Diptera; Drosophilidae. The record is from RefSeq and is a predicted model, not a curated record. The transcript has 2 exons. Gene Ontology annotation, molecular function: RNA polymerase II cis-regulatory region sequence-specific DNA binding; protein dimerization activity; DNA-binding transcription factor activity, RNA polymerase II-specific.
GUUGUUAUUGUUAAACAAAAAGAACGUUUUUUUUUUCUUCGUGCGAGCAAUGCAAUUUUUAAGAAAAUUGCCAAAGUGCUGUUUUUCCAGUGUGCAGUAUAACGGUAGUUAAUAGCAUUUAAUAUUAUCUUGUUACCCCUACCUACUAAGCACAAAGUUACGUGAACAACAAACGUACAAAAGAACAUAGCAACAACAACGAAAAAACGAGAAAAAGAAACUUGAGCAAGGAACACCCAUUUAUGCAUAGAAUGACAGCUGAUGCUGCAAAAACAAAAGACACACUAAAACAUUUACAAUGAAUGUGAGAAAAAGGCAAAGACUGGAACUUGCAACAGCGCCAGCAUCAACAGCAAUAGCCACAGCAACAAUGACCACAGAUACUGCAACAUUGUUGCACGGACACACCAGCGGACUUUUGCUGGCCCACAGUCAGCUGAGUGAGCUGAACAAUGGUGCACAAAUAUUUUUAACCAUAUGUGGUGAAGAGGAUGAUAAUUCCAAUGAAUCUCAAGAGUUUUAUGCCAUUGAAAGCAUUAAGCAGGAGCCAGGGAGUGAACUGGAUGCGUUGCAUGUUUUGCCCCAUAACCUGCAGUUGCCAACUGGUUGUGAGAUUUACUUGGUUAAAGAUACGACAGGAGCAGCAGCAACAACAUCUUCAAUUGGUAAUAACAUAAAGCUGGAGCCCGACUCUUCGUCAGCGCCACCCAGUUUACAUUAUGUUGGUGGCCACCGCCCACCCGCUGUUGUGCCCGCUAGCAAGAUAUCACCCAGCAGCAGUAGCAACCAUCCUAUAGCUACACCCAAGCCAGCUAUAGCACCGCCAGCUGCCGUCAAGCUGGAUGCGUAUAAGAAACGUGAUGAUAAGCGACGUGCUACACACAAUGAAGUCGAGCGUAGACGUCGCGAUAAAAUUAACUGCUGGAUUUUUAAGCUCAAGGAAAUGCUGCCUACAGAGGGUAAUCGCUAUAAGCCGACUACUACGGCAGAGCCCGUUGAGAAAGCUGAAAAGACUGGACGCACACCACCCAAUGACUCUAAAUCGCAAAUACUAAUCAAGGCCUGUGACUAUAUUAAAAGCAUGCAGAACGAGAUUGACAACUUGCGUGAAUGUCUUCGCGAGGCAGAGAGUCUGCGUCUGAGUAAUCAGACACUGCGUCUGGAAUUGGAGGCUCUGAAGCAGCAACAGGAGCUCCAAGAGCGUUUCAAUAGCAAUGGCGGUGGCUCGUUUAACGUAACGCUUAAUUCGCUGAAUAGCUCAGCUACUAGUGACCUCUUCGAUGGUAUUGAUGCGGCACCAAAUCUUUCAACGGUCUCAUCGAUUAAUUUUACCACCAAACGUGGCCUCAUAAUAUCUGACUAUGAUGAAUAAAGGCCACUUGCCAGACAUUCACAUAGCCAUAGACAUACAUAUACAAAGCUGCAUACAUAUAUAGCAAGCAUUAAAUAGCUAAUAAUAUCUAUCUAACAUGUAAUAAUGUUGUGCCACAAAAUGAUUGUUGAAGAAAUGUUUGUAGCUUCGGUGGACCGAAGAUUUUUAUUUCUUGUUAACAUUUGAUAUGAUUAUCUGUUAAACUAUUGUUAAUAACCAACCCCUCAUAACAUAAACAGAUACCAAAGCUAUUUCAUAUUUAAAGCAUACUGUGCUUGUUUUCUCGAUUUUAUUGUAAUGUUGGUCGCACUAAUUAAUUAAUGACAAGUA